GGCGGGGCCGGGAGUGCGCGGCGGCGGCGGCGGCGGCGUGGGGAGUGGCGUGGAGCGGAGCCUGGGGCUGCAGCAGCGUGGGCCCCCGACGUAGAAAGCCCGUGGGACAAGAAAGGAAGGCCGGGCCGCGAAGUCCCUGAGCGACCGUUCGUUCUCCUUGGAUCUGGGGGAGAUUUGCCCCCCCACGCCUGGUCUUCUUUCGUCCCCUCCUCACCCCCUAGCCCCGGCCGCUGACGGAAGGAGGCGGCGGCGGCGGCGGCGGCGGGGGGCUGAGGGGCGCCGCCAUGCCUCUGCCGCGGUGAAGCGCCCCCACCGUGACGAGCCGCUCGGUCUCCCCGGCGAUGUCCCCCAGGCGGCGGGCGAAAGCGACUCACUCGAGCUCUGGGCAGCGAUGGCAGAGGAACAACAACAGCCGCCACCACAGCAGCCUGAUGCCCAUCAGCAGCUUCCCCCCAGCGCCCCCAACUCGGGGGUGGCUCUGCCAGCCCUUGUGCCUGGGCUGCCAGGGACAGAGGCCAGCGCGCUGCAACACAAGAUCAAGAACUCCAUCUGCAAAACUGUACAAUCUAGAGUGGACUGCAUUUUGAAAGAAGUUGGGAAGUUUACAGACCUAGAGAAACUCUACCUCUACCUUCAACUGCCUUCUGGUCUGAGCAAUGGAGAGAAAAGUGAUCAGAAUGCCAUGUCAUCUAGUCGGGCACAGCAAAUGCAUGCCUUUUCCUGGAUUCGGAAUACCCUAGAGGAACAUCCUGAGACUUCACUCCCCAAACAAGAAGUCUAUGACGAGUACAAGAGCUAUUGUGACAAUCUUGGUUACCAUCCAUUAAGUGCUGCUGACUUUGGAAAGAUCAUGAAAAAUGUCUUUCCAAACAUGAAGGCACGUCGUCUGGGCACAAGAGGCAAAUCCAAAUAUUGCUACAGUGGACUAAGAAAAAAAGCUUUUGUUCAUAUGCCUACACUGCCCAAUCUUGACUUCCACAAAACUGGAGAUGGGUUGGAAGGAGCUGAACCUUCUGGGCAGCUUCAAAAUAUUGACGAGGAAGUUAUCUCUUCUGCUUGCCGCCUUGUGUGUGAAUGGGCCCAGAAAGUGUUAAGCCAGCCGUUUGACACAGUCUUGGAAUUAGCGCGCUUCCUUGUAAAAAGUCAUUAUAUAGGCACCAAGUCAAUGGCAGCUCUGACUGUGAUGGCAGCAGCGCCACCAGGAAUUAAAGGAAUUGCCCAGCCUUCUGCUUUUAUACCUACAGCUGAAAGUAAUUCCUUUCAGCCUCAAGUGAAGACUUUGCCAUCUCCUAUUGAUGCUAAACAGCAGUUGCAACGGAAAAUCCAGAAGAAGCAGCAAGAACAGAAACUACAAUCCCCUUUGCCAGGAGAAUCCUCAGCAAAAAAAUCGGAUGGCACUACAACCAAUGGAGUAACUAAUCUCUCUAAUGGAAAUCCUGCGAUCCUUUCUCCUCAGCCUAUUGGUAUCGUGGUGGCAGCUGUCCCUAGUCCCAUUCCGGUCCAGCGGACCAGGCAGUUGGUAACUUCACCAAGUCCAAUGAGUUCUUCUGACGGCAAAGUUCUUCCUCUCAAUGUACAGGUGGUCACGCAGCACAUGCAGUCUGUGAAACAGGCACCAAAGACUCCUCAGAAUGUUCCAGCCAGUCCUGGUGGAGAUCGUUCUGCCCGGCACCGCUACCCUCAGAUCUUACCCAAACCAGCCAACACCAGUGCGCUCACCAUCCGCUCCCCAACUACCGUCCUCUUUACUAGCAGUCCCAUCAAAACUGCUGUUGUCCCCACUUCACACAUGAGUUCUCUAAAUGUGGUGAAAAUGACAGCAAUAUCCCUUACACCCAGCAACAGCAGUGCCCCUCUUAAACAUUCUGCCUCAGCAAACAGUGCUACAGGAACAGAAGAAUCGAGGACUGUCCCACAGAUAAAGAAUGGUUCUGUUGUUUCACUUCAGUCUCCUGGAUCCAGGACCAGCAGCACCGGGGGGACAUCUGCUGUGGAAGUCAAAAUGGAACCUGAAAUGCCGUCGGACGAGCAUCCUGCACAGUGCCAAGAGAAUUCUGAAGGAACUAAAGCUCCCAGAACAACACCUAGUGCCCUUUUGGGGCCGAAGUGUAACACAGAAGGAGUAGCGCAAAAACCUUCCAAUGAAGGUGUCAUUGAAAUAAAAGCAACUAAGGUCUGUGACCAGAGGACCAAAUGUAAAAGUCGCUCAAAUGAAACUCUGCCAGGCACUUCAACAGGCAAUAAUCAAAGCACGAUCACUCUCUCAGUUGCCACUCAGAACUUAACUUUCACCAGCACCAGCUCACCAUCUAAUGGUGACUCAAUAAAUAAAGACCCUAAAUUAUGCACUAAAAGUCCAAGAAAGCGACUUUCUUCUGCAUUGCAAGAGUCCCAGGUGCCUCCAGUAAAGAAACCAAUCGUGGAACCGCUUUCUGCAGUUAUUACAGAGGGCCAGAAACCAGGCAGUGUUACGAAGGACCAAAAGGUUCCACAUUCAGGGAAACCAGAAAGUUCGACAGCAGGUGCUCAGAUUCCCAGCAAGGUAUCAGUAAAUGUCAAUUCACACAUAGUGGCAAGUCGACCCUUGAAUUCAGCUCUUAUUACCAGUGAUCCAGCUUCAGAACAGCAAACACCAUCAUCAUCUCCAGAUAUAAAAGUAAAACUUGAAGGGAAUGUCUUUCUCUUGGACAGUGAUUCAAAACCCGAUGGCAGCUUUACUUCAAAUGAAUGGCAGCAGGUCACUAAGGAUUCUGAGUUCAUAUCUGCGAGCUGUGAACAACAGCAAGAUAUCAGUGUUAUGACAAUUCCUGAACACUCUGACAUCAACGACUUAGAGAAAUCUGUUUGGGAGUUAGAAGGAAUGCCACAGGACACAUACACCCAGCAGCUGCAUAGCCAGAUGCAAGAAUCUUCUUUGAAUCAAAUACAAGCACAGUCUUCAGAUCAGUUACCUCUACAGUCUGAACUAAAGGAGUUUGAGCCUUCUGUUUCCCAAACAAAUGAAAGUUACUUUCCUUUUGAUGAUGAGCUUACACAAGAUAGUAUUGUGGAAGAGCUGGUGCUUAUGGAACAGCAAAUGUCAAUGAACAAUUCUCAUUCCUAUGGUAAUUGCCUGGGAAUGACCAUUCAGAAUCAGUCAGUAACUCCAGGAGCUCCAAUGUCAUCUCAUGCCUCGAGCACCCACUUCUAUCAUCCAAUCCAUAGUAACGGCACUCCAAUCCAUACUCCCACCCCCACCCCCACCCCUACCCCAACCCCAACCCCAACCCCAACUCCAACAUCUGAAAUGAUAGCUGGGUCUCAGAGUCUGUCACGGGAGAGCCCCUGCUCCAGGCUAGCCCAGACCACUCCUGUGGAUAGUGCUUUAGGAAGUAGCCGACACACACCCAUUGGUACUCCACAUUCUAACUGCAGCAGUAGUGUCCCUCCCAGCCCCGUUGAAUGUAGGAACCCAUUUGCAUUUACCCCAAUAAGCUCCAGUAUGGCGUACCAUGAUGCCAGCAUUAUCUCAAGUAGUCCUGUGAAACCGAUGCAGAGACCCAUGGCCACUCACCCUGACAAAACCAAACUUGAAUGGAUGAAUAAUGGGUAUAACGGGGUUGGUAAUUCAUCCGUUUCUGGCCACGGCAUUCUCCCAAGCUAUCAGGAACUAGUAGAAGACCGUUUCAGGAAACCUCAUGCUUUUGCUGUGCCUGGACAGUCUUACCAGUCUCAAUCCAGACAUCAUGACACUCAUUUUGGUCGUCUGACUCCUGUCUCUCCUGUGCAGCAUCAAGGUGCCACUGUAAAUAACACCAACAGACAGGAGGGUUUUGCAGUCCCUGCCCCUCUUGAUAAUAAAGGAACUAAUUCAUCUGCCAGCAGCAAUUUCAGAUGCCGUAGCGUGAGCCCUGCUGUUCAUCGCCAACGUAAUCUUAGUGGAAGCACCCUCUAUCCAGUAUCUAAUAUCCCCCGAUCUAAUGUGACACCCUUUGGAAGUCCAGUAACCCCAGAAGUUCAUGUUUUCACAAAUGUUCACACAGACGCAUGUGCCAACAACAUAGCUCAAAGAAGUCAAUCAGUUCCAUUGACAGUCAUGAUGCAGACAGCCUUCCCAAAUGCUCUUCAGAAGCAAACAAACAGUAAAAAAAUAACCAAUGUUUUGUUGAGUAAACUGGAUUCUGACAAUGACGAUGCAGUGAGAGGUUUGGGCAUGAAUAAUCUGCCCUCCAAUUAUACAGCCCGGAUGAAUCUCACUCAGAUUUUGGAAACUUCCACUGGUUUUCCUAGUGCCAAUCCACAGAAUAUGAUUGAUUCCAGCACUUCUGUUUAUGAAUUCCCAACACCAUCUUACCUCACCAAAAGUAAUAGCACCGAUCAGAUCAGUUAUUCUCCUGGAGAGAAUCAAGCACAAUCAGAAAUGGGAGAGCAAGAGUUAGAUUUCAGUAGCACUGUUAAAGACCUGUUGAGUGGAGAUAGCCUGCAAACCAACCAGCAGCUGGUAGGUCAGGUAGCAUCUGACCUCACUAACACUGCAUCUGAUUUCUCUAGCGAUAUCAGGUUGUCUUCUGAGCUCUCAGGCAGCAUCAAUGAUUUGAACACUUUAGACCCAAAUCUACUGUUUGAUCCAGGUCGUCAGCAGGGACAAGAUGACGAAGCUACACUGGAAGAAUUAAAGAAUGACCCAUUGUUUCAACAAAUUUGCAGUGAAUCCAUGAGCUCUAUGACUUCAUCAGGUUUUGAAUGGAUAGAAAGCAAGGACCAUCCUACUGUUGAAAUGUUGGGUUAAAUUGUGUUUUAUAAUAUGUAGCACACUGUAUCUAAAGACAUAUGUAUUGUAUUUGUCUUAAUGGAAGUGCCUCCCGCAGCAGAAACACUUACUAUUAAUUGUGACAUUUUAAAAGAGUUUGCUGCAGAAGUGGUUUCUUCUUCAGUAGGAAAUGGUUAGACUCGCCUCAGUUCUUAACAAGUUUCUGAAGACAGUAGGCUGUAGAGGAAUAAGUACUAGGUUUUAAAUUUUUCAAUGUUCCCCAUUUAAACACAUUGUUUGCUAGUAAACAGUUGACUAACCAGCUUUUAACAAGAGCAGUCUAGAUCUUUAUUUCGUGUAAGUUCAUUUUAAUUCAUUGGUUGAUCUGCAUAGACUUUAGUGGAAACCAUUGAUUUUAGGUAUAGGCUAUUUUGUUGUUGGCAUUAUCUUUUAGAUAAGAAAUCAUAGUUAAGGUGAACUGUAGACAAGAAGGUCUUCCUUGAAACAGGGAUAAUAUUCAGGUUAUUAUAAAGUAUUUAGGCUUGAAGCAUAGAGCUACUGUGGAGUGAAAAAUCUCUGUAGGACUUUCUGGGACUUGAGUACCAUUUGCACCUGCAAUGAAGGGCUUGAAUAGGAGAAAUUAAUGGAAAGUUAAAUAUUUAAGGAAAACAAAAGCUGCACUAAAAUUUUUAAAAGGCAAAGUUAGUAGCCGUUUAUAUUUGUGACCUUGCAUUAGUCUUAUUUUAAAAUGUUGCUUUUAAUGUGGAGCCAGCACACCCACACAGACAUGCGCACAUGCACACGUACACAGAACAGUAAUUCCAAAUGCUGUAAUUCAAUAAAAUAAAACAAGCAUGUUAGAAAAAUAUUUUGCUUUGUUACUUGGUAGUUGAGAUAGGGGAAUUUAGAAAGAAAAUAACAUUUUCUUCGUUUCAUCACAAUGGAUGCAUGCACAUACUAAAAUUCUAUUUAAGCUUUAUUUUGAAGGUUUUUAAUUACAAUUAUUUUAAGUCCUCAGUCAGUGACUGACUCCUUCACUCCUCCUGAAUUUAGUAAUACAAUUUGAUCAUGGGACCCCUUUGAAAAAUAAGUAGGAAAGAGAUAAUACGAAAAGCUACACAGAAACAUUUCACCACCUGAGGUCAGAAGCCACAUAUCUUUGUAUCUCUGAUAAAACAAAGGGGAUAUCAACAGUACUUGAAGAAGAGGAGCAUUUUAUUACAUGCUUAAUUUAUUUAUUGUGAUAACCACAAUUGCAAAAAAGCACUCAGGAUUUGUUUUAAAAUGUUCUCUCUGUGGCUCCCGUUUUGUUUUAUGAAUAAUUAUUUAUGAAUUUCACAUU
This is a messenger RNA of Manis javanica (Malayan pangolin), 6071 nucleotides long. Lineage: Eukaryota; Metazoa; Chordata; Mammalia; Pholidota; Manidae. The record is from RefSeq and is a predicted model, not a curated record.